AUGUCGCGCGCGUCUUCUGCGUCUGGGGGCGCUUCUUCGCCCCGACGCUCCUCCAGACCUGUCCGCGCCGCGUCUCCGCCGCGGCGUCUCGGGUGCUGGGCGCUGCUCUUCGGCCUCUGCGCGUUGCUCGCUGUCUCGUCUCCUGGAUUUUAUCCGUGCGUCUCCGCAGCUGCUGCGCGCGAGGCAGGCCAGGAACCGCGGCGUCUAGGGGCGUUCGUGAAUCAGCUGAUUCAGAUGGGAACGCAGUUCGUGAUGUAUCCGGAGAUGGCGAAGAUGCUGCGGACGCAGGGUCAGACGCUGAAGUCGAUCCUGAAGGGACCAGACACGCGGGACCUGAAGAUUCAAGUCUACUUUGACCAGGCAGGCUGCGUGGUUGUGUUCGACACGAUUGCCAACCAAGAGAACGGCGACAACACGGACCUCGGGCUGAUCGACGCGCGAUCGAUCGAGGUGCUCUUCAGCUACGGGGAGCACGAGGCGUCGGAUGGAGAACGAAGGCUGGAACUACUACCAGGUCUUGGACUGGUUCGACACACCCACCCCGCCACACAGCAUGGUCUUCGACGCAGAGCGCUGCCUCAUGCACUUCAGGUACAACUCUCACGACCCGGAACGCAGCGUCGUGUCUUGGCUGAAGAACCGCCAGGGUGUGCGUGUCGACGUGCGAGAGCUGAACGGAGAGAUCGUCGCGAUCAAGACGACGAUCGUCAACGGUUGCGGCGCGGUCGACCUGCAGGACAUCGAAGUCACGCAGAAGGCACUCGAGGACAACUCGUACAAAAUUCUCGUCCACUUCCGACACGCAGACGCCCACCAAAACGUCUUCAACGACACCGUCGUCAUCCCCAGACGCCCCGACAUCCGCCCUGCUCAAGACUUCGACUAUUACAACGACGACCAGCUCGAAUUCAGCGACUUCUUCCCCAAACACCCCGUCUCCAACCUCGGCGUCCUAGGCAGACUCCGCAUGGACUAGACAGUGAACUUCGCACACGCGAUCGCCUUCAUCUCCUUUUCCUUGUUCAGUCGUUCAAACGCCGAAGCAGAGGGGGGGGGCGACCCAGGAAAGCAACGUGGUGGACGCGAGCAGCAGAGAAAGCACUGUAG
Toxoplasma gondii ME49 is the source of this 1107-nucleotide messenger RNA. RefSeq lists its product as hypothetical. NCBI's taxonomy places the organism in Eukaryota, Apicomplexa, Conoidasida, Eucoccidiorida, Sarcocystidae. The record is from RefSeq and is a predicted model, not a curated record. The transcript has 3 exons. Bases 1 to 1107 code for a protein of 368 amino acids.